Molecule: messenger RNA, 3099 nt
Organism: Rhinolophus ferrumequinum (greater horseshoe bat)
Lineage: Eukaryota; Metazoa; Chordata; Mammalia; Chiroptera; Rhinolophidae
Gene: RIN1
Product: Ras and Rab interactor 1
Exons: 10
Coding region: 51-2414 (787 amino acids)
Biological process (GO): signal transduction; vesicle-mediated transport
Cellular component (GO): cytosol; endocytic vesicle
Molecular function (GO): small GTPase binding; guanyl-nucleotide exchange factor activity
Source: RefSeq, a predicted model, not a curated record
GGCUGGCUUGUCUUUCUGAGUCCCAGGAGAAACCGAAGGAGCUCCCCGCCAUGGAAACCCCUGGGGAGCCAGGAGCAGGCCCUCUUGGAGCCCCCAGCCCAUCCAACUUCGCACCUGGGCACCUGGAGAGAGAAAAGCCAGCACAGGACCCGCUGUACGAUGUGCCCGAUGCCAGCGGGGGGCAGACAGGUGGGCCCCAGCGGCCAGCGCGCACGGUGAGCCUGCGGGAGCGCUUGCUGCUCACACGGCCCGUGUGGCUGCAGCUGCGGGCCAACGCGGCCGCCGCACUGCAUGUGCUGAGGACGGAACCCCCAGGGACAUUCCUGGUGCGGAGGUCUAACACGCGCCAGUGCCAAGCUCUGUGCGUGCGGCUGCCCGAGGCCAGCGGCCCCUCCUUCGUCUCCAGCCACUAUAUCCAGGAAAGCCCUGGGGGAAUCUCCUUGGAGGGAUCUGAGCUCGUCUUCCCGGACCUGGUCCAGCUCAUAUGCUCCUACUGCCACACCCGGGACAUCCUUCUCCUCCAGCUGCAGCUCCCCAGAGCUAUCCGCCAGGCAGCCACCCAGAAGGAGCUGGAAGCCAUCUCCCAUCUGGGCAUUGAGUUCUGGAGCUCCUCCCUCAACACCAAGGCUCUGCCGGGCCCGUCCGAAGGCCCACUGCUGCCCCGGCUGAAGCCCCGGUCCCCACAAGAGCUGGACCAGGGCACUGGAGCCGCCCUGUGCUUCUUCAAUCCCCUGUUCCCGGGGGACCUGGGCCCCACCAAGCGGGAGAAAUUCAAGAGGAGUUUAAAAGUGCGCGUGUCCACAGAGACCUCCAGUCCCCUGUCUCCACCUGCUGUGCCUCCUCCCCCUGUCCCAGUGCUGCCAGGAGCAGCCCCCAACCAGACAGAAACGUUGCCCCCUCGCCAGCUGCUGCAGAGGGAGAGCUCAGUGGGGUACCGUGUGCCAGGGGGUGCCAGCCCCAGCCUCCCGCCCCUGCCCUCCCUCCAGGAGGUGGACUGUGGCUCCCCUAGCAGCUCAGAGGAGGAGGGGCUGCAGAGGCCCCAGGGGAGUACAGCGACCUCACCCCGCCAGGGCCGCCGCCGGCGGCCUUUGCUCCGGUCUGUGAGCACUGCCUUCUGCUCUCUGCUGGCGCCUGAGCGGCUGGUGGGCCGGGCAGCCAGUGCACUCAUGCAGGACCGCCACACGGCCGUGGGCCAGCUAGUGCAGGACCUACUGACCCAGGUGAGGGCCGGCCCCGAGCCCCAGGAGCUGCAGGGUGUCCGUGAGGCCCUGAGCCUGGCCCGAGCCAUGCUGAGCGCGGAGCUGGGCCCUGAGAAGCUGCUGCCACCCAAUAGGCUGGAACACGUCCUGGAGAAGUCACUGCAUCGCUCGGUACUCAAGCCUCUCCGGCCCAUCCUGGUGGCCCGUCUGAGGUGCCGGCUUUCUGCCGACGGCUCUCUGGGCCGUCUGGCUGAAGGCCUCCGCCUGGCCCGGGCCCAAGGUCCCGGAGCCUUCGGGUCCCACUGGAACCUGCCCUCCCCGGUAGAGGUGGAGCCGGUACGCCAGAAGCUGCUCCAGCUGCUCCACGCCUACUCACCCAGUGCCCAGGUCAAGUGGCUGCUGCAGGCCUGCAAGCUGCUCUACACAGCCCUGAGGACCCACUGGGGAGAGGGUGCGGGGGCCGACGAGUUUCUCCCACUGCUGAGCCUGGUCCUGGCCCAGUGUGACCUUCCCGAGCUGCUGUUGGAGGCCGAGUACAUGUCAGAGCUGCUGGAGCCCACCCUGCUCACCGGAGAGGGGGGCUACUACCUGACCAGCCUCUCGGCCAGCCUGGCCCUGCUGAGUGGCCUGGGCCAGGCCCAUGCCCUCCCCCUGAGCCCCUCACAGGAGCUGCAGCGCUCCCUCAGCCUCUGGGAGCAGCGCCGCCUGCCCACCACCCACAACUGCCAGCACCUCCUCCGAGUAGCCUAUCAGGACCCCAGCAGUGGCUGCACCUCCAAGACCUUGGCCAUUCCCUCAGGGGCCUCGAUUGCCACCCUGAACCAGCUCUGUGCCACCAAGUUCCGAGUGACCCAGCCUGACACUUUUGGUCUGUUCCUGUACAAGGAGCAGGGCUACCACCGCCUGUCCCCCGGAGCCCUGGCCCACGGGCUUCCCACAACUGGCUACCUGGUCUACCGCAAGGCUGACUGGCCUGAAACCCCAGGGGCCUCUCCCAGGGCCUCCACAGAGAAGGACAGCAGGGAGCCACAGGCAGAGGGCGAGGAGGAGGAGAAAGGGAGCUGGGGAGAUGGGGACAUCGACGUCAAAGCCAGCCCCAAGGACAGCAGAGGAGAGUCUGAGACAAUUGCUGAGCAGGACGAGGGCCCAGCUAGGGGAGGCCCUGCUCAGCCAGAGGAACCAGAGGCGGAGGGAAGCCGGGUAGCUGAGGAAUAACUGGAAGUGGCCAGAAGGCUUAUUUCGGCAGAAAAUUCUGAGCCUGCUGGGAAUGCCUUUCAGAGCCAUCAGCCCCCCUGACCAAGGCCACGGCCACCCUAGCCUUGUCCACCCCUGGCUGCUCCUGUGUCUGCCACCUCCUGUGUGGUAUUGAUCUCUACGACCAUACCUGCUGGGGGAGUGCCUGGACUGGCCUCAUCUGGGGCGCUGCAGGAAAGUCGAGGGGGCUUGGGAGACACCAGAUCAAAGGCCCUUUGCCUCUCAUCCUUCUCCCCGGCUAGAGGCCAGCCACCCUGCGGGGGUGAGUGUGCCCAACCGCUGGCCCCGGGGCAGGGGCACAGCCCAGGGCAGGGCCACUGCCCAGGCAGCCCCUCCAGGCUGGAGGCUUCGAGGCCCUGUAAGACUCCACCCAUUCCUGGGUGUCAGGAGAAUUCAGGAAGGCAGCAAGGGCCCAGUUCUCCACACCACCUAGGGGACUAGCACCUCCAAACCUUAGUGCCCUCACCUGUAAAGUGGGGGUACAGUGCCACACUGCCUUCUCUCAGAAGUCUUCUGGGGGUCAAAAUGGAUGGUUUUGCUGCAAAGUAGAGCUCAGGCUGGGGGGAAGGGGAGGAAAGGAGGUGGGAUAUUAGCAUUACCCCCCAGACCCCCAAGGGUUGUUGUCCGCACUUGCCAGUGGGUGAUG